AUGAUUGGGAGUGAGGGCCCUCGCGCUGACUUAGGAAAUGAGCUGGGUAUGCCACAGGCUCCCAGGGAAUCUGAUGGGGCCUUAAAAGUCCAGAAAAAGUUACCCGUGAAGGACAAACUGCCUUCUAAUGAGGACCAGGCUCCCAGGGAAUCUGAUGGGGCCUUAAAAGUCCAGAAAAAGUUACCCGUGAAGGACAAACUGCCUUCUAAUGAGGACCAGGUUGAGGACCCUCUGGAGAAGAUCGACUGGCAUGACUAUAAGCAGAUAGCGAUAGACAAACACCGCAAAGGUGCGGGAGAGCAGGGACAGGCGGUCAUUAUCUCCCCUGAUGGUGAGGAGAAAGCCAAAAUGCAGUCUCUCUUCAACCCUAACGGUUUCAAUGCCUGGAUUAGCGAUAAGAUCUCAGUCGAGAGGUCACUGGCUGAUAUACGGCACCCAGAGUGUAAAAAUAAGAAAUACCCGAGGAAGCUCCCCAGAGCAAGUAUUAUCAUACCAUUCUACAACGAACACUGGACCACACUCUUAAGAACAGUUCACAGUGUAAUCAACAGAUCUCCCGCACAUCUUCUUCAUGAAGUAAUCCUGGCGGAUGACUUCAGCAAUAAAGAAUUUUUGGGAGCUCAACUGGAGUACUAUAUGAAGAGUAAAUUUGACAAAGUCAAGGUGCUACGUGCCGAGAAACGAGAGGGGUUGAUUCGCACCCGACUGCUGGGUGCCCGUGCUGCCACGGGGGACGUGCUCAUCUUUUUAGACUCUCACGUGGAGGCUAACACUAACUGGCUCCCUCCGCUGCUAGAACCCAUUGCCCUAAACCGGAAAACAGUUACCUGCCCUUUCAUUGAUGUCAUUAGCUACGAGACGUUUGCAUACAGCGCUCAGGACGAGGGUGCUCGGGGUGCAUUUGACUGGAACUUUUUAUACAAGCGAAUUCCACUUUUACCCGAAGAUUUGAAGCAUCCGUCAGAACCCUUUAAGAGCCCAGUAAUGGCAGGAGGCUUAUUUGCAAUCGACAAGGACUUUUUCUGGGAGCUUGGCGGUUAUGACCCUGGCCUUGACACUUGGGGAGGAGAGCAGUAUGAACUAUCAUUCAAGAUCUGGCAGUGUCACGGGUUGAUGGUUGACGUCCCUUGUUCCAGGGUCGGUCAUGUCUACAGGAAAUAUGCUCCCUUCAGCCUCGGCUCUGUAGGCAAGAAUUUCAAGCGUGUGGCUGAGGUAUGGAUGGACGAGUAUAAGGAGUACCUAUAUCAGCGACGGCCAUACUGCAGACAGAUAGACGCCGGCGACCUUUCCGCUCAGCUGGCGAUUCGGAGCAAACUCCAGUGCAAACCAUUCGAAUGGUUCAUGAAGGAAGUGGCCUUUGACCUGCCCAAUUAUUACCCACCUGUAGAGCCCAAACCAAUUGCCUAUGGGGAGAUUCUUCACAUGAGAACUGGGAAGUGUUUAGGCUGGAAUUUUAGGUUUGGACUCAAGAAAUGCAGCAAGGACGGAGGCAAUGGCGGCGUGCAGGAGUUCGAGAUGACCUGGCACAAGGACCUGCGGACUACACAAACAAACAGGUGCUUGGACGUGUCACAAUACAAUCCUAAAGCCCCUGUGUCUCUUUACAACUGCCAUGGAAUGAAAGGGCACCAGUGGUGGAAAUUUAAUGUGGACACGCACCAAUUAAAGCAUGUGGUCAGUAACCAAUGUCUGGACGCGGACGCUGAAGGGAAGGAUAUCUACAUGAACCCGUGUGAUACGGACAGUCUCACACAGCAAUGGACGUUCGGACAUAUCAAUGAGACAGCAGUCAGACUAGAGUGGGCUAAAGGUUAGGAUACAGCCUCACAUAUAGCCGGUCAUACCCUAGAUGUCUGAUGACGUCAAACGUCAUCUUCAUCGGAAGGAGGAAGGUACACGUUAAUCUGGUAGAUCUGACGUUUUAACGCCUGUCAUCAGAGGUCAGGUGAAGGUCAAUAGUAACCUGUCUGAAAGAGGACAACGAUGAGAGGUUGAGUGUUCUCCGUUUGACAGGAAUUAGAUGGAGGUUACAGGUCAUCUGUCUGAAAGAGAAGGACGAUAAAGUUGUUGGCUAACACUGGUGUUCGACAGAAGUCACAGGUGUUCACAGACGUCAUACACUAAGACAAGACUAAGACUCCGUGACAUACGAGAUCUCAGUAUCCUCUGUCACAGAUGAGGAUUGAAAUGUGAGGACUAAACGGCUGCUUCAUAUGGACACACAUAAUUAAAGGGUUAUUCGGGUAAUUUUUAUACGGCUUACUUGCAUUGUGGGAUGGAGUUUCCAGCUCUGUGCCUUAUUAUGUUUAGCAUGUAUCUUAUGUAUAAACUUUUUUUCAGGAAGAAUCUAAUGCUACACGUCUUCCCGACAUCCUGGUCAUAAUUUCAGGCAAUUAAGUUUGUUUUCUGGGGGCUUGGGGCUUACGACCCUGGGCACGACACUUGGGGAAGAGUGCAAGAUAGGAAACAUCAUUUAAGGCUAUAUAACUAGGAAUCUUUUUAAGGCAACUAACUUUCAUUCCAAGAUUUUUUUUGUGGAUUAAGGAGAAAGGGGGAGGGGGGAUCGUAAUUCAGUUCUUUUCAUAAAACGGGUCUUCUGAGAAUGUGGCUUUGGACAUUUUUUUUUCCCAUUGACGGCUUUACGUGUGAUUUUAACCUUUCGUCUGGUUAACAUAGGCAGAAGACCGUUUUAUGAGCGAUGUGAAAGUCUCAGAGCUGUAAAUGUGUUCAUAUAUCGAUAUGAAAAUGGAUCAAAUCAUAUCAUUAAACAAAUCAGCUCAAGUGUGCAGGAAUUGUCUUAACGCUUAGAGUUUUAUCUGUAAUCUGGACAGUCAUGUGAAAUUUGGCUGAGUCUAGGCGAAAGAAGGGCUUAGAUGGUAAGGGCUCUGACUCAUGCGGCUGACUUGCACCAAUCAGUUUCUGUUGCCCAUUUAAACCAAAAAAUGAUUACAUUUUUGUGAGUCGGUGGUUUACUCCCGGCAUCAAUAGGACUGCCUGCGUAUAUUUUAAAAGAAAAGACAACAAACAAUUUAACCUUAGUUUCGGAAGAGAGGUAGAAACAGAGCUAAAUGGUCAUUGCAACUUUGUUCUAGCGAACUUGGUGACUUUGAUCAACUUUUAAUCUGGAGUUUAUUACGAAGACAUGGGAGGCGAUAUGAUACAGAAACCGAAAAUAUGACGUCGCGUCACCCGUGCCCCAGGCUCAUAUGCCCAAAAGGCAAAUCAAGGUUCGGAGGACGUCAACAGAAACAGCUACGAUUUGGGGCCAAAGAAAUGCCUAAUUGGUUAAAAUUUACGACAUGGCAGAGCUUUCAAUUUUCUCAAUGUGCGCGAUUUUGCAUACUUUGAACUGCGAUAUCUCGGUUAUGGAACAUCACAAAAAUAAAAGUUAUUUUUUUUUACUUUCCUAUUAAAAACAUCUUGGAGAUAAAUACCAAUUAGUCAGUGGCUCGUACCCAUAUAUUCUUAAACUAUACCAAGAUGCAUUGCUGUUAUUUUACAAGCAGCAUUUAAUUGAUUAGAUAUGACCUUCUUAAAAAUAUUUUUCUUAA
This is a messenger RNA of Liolophura sinensis, 3551 nucleotides long. Its product is annotated as putative polypeptide N-acetylgalactosaminyltransferase 10. Gene Ontology annotation, molecular function: polypeptide N-acetylgalactosaminyltransferase activity. The transcript is spliced from 13 exons. Lineage: Eukaryota; Metazoa; Mollusca; Polyplacophora; Chitonida; Chitonidae. The record is from RefSeq and is a predicted model, not a curated record. Gene Ontology annotation, biological process: protein O-linked glycosylation. Bases 1 to 1815 code for a protein of 604 amino acids. Gene Ontology annotation, cellular component: Golgi apparatus.